UGCCGGUGGCUUUCGGGGGGCGCUGACCGAGAGUCCGUCUUCCGGGGCGGGGGCGGCGGGGAUUGCCGGCCUUGGCGUGAUUCGAGGGGAAGGUCGGCCGGAGAGCCGUCCCUGGGGCGAGCUGUGGGGACAGCGGUGGCGGCGGCAGCGGCAGCACUAGUGGAGCCGGGCGCGCAGCGGGCGCCUGUCCUUGGGGGGUAAAAUGUCAGCAGACCUACCACUAGAUAUCAACAUCAAAGAGCCUCGCUGGGAUCAAAGUACAUUUAUCGGACGAGCAAGCCAUUUCUUCACUGUAACUGACCCUAGGAAUAUCUUGUUAUCCAACGAACAAUUAGAAAAAGCAAGAAAGAUUGUGCAUGAUUACAGGCAAGGCAUUGUGGCUUCUGAACUAACUGAAGAUGAACUCUGGAGGGCAAAAUAUAUCUAUGAUUCAGCCUUCCAUCCAGAUACGGGUGAAAAAAUGGUUUUGAUUGGCCGCAUGUCUGCUCAGGUGCCUAUGAAUAUGGCUAUUACAGGCUGCAUGAUGACUUUUUAUAGAACAACUCCAGCCGUGGUCUUCUGGCAGUGGAUUAACCAGUCAUUCAAUGCCAUUGUAAACUAUACCAACAGGAGUGGAGAUGCCCCAAUUACUGUCAGCCAGCUGGGAGCAGCCUAUGUUUCUGCUACCACAGGUGCCGUUGCAACUGCUCUAGGACUGAAUGCACUAACAAAGCACGUGUCACCUCUUAUAGGACGUUUUGUCCCUUUUGCUGCGGUUGCUGCUGCUAACUGCAUUAAUAUCCCAUUAAUGAGGCAAAGGGAACUAAAGUAUGGUAUUCCUGUUACAGACGAAAAUGGAAACCGAUUAGGUGAAUCUACCAAAGCUGCUCAACAGGCCAUUGUGCAGGUGGUUGUCUCAAGAAUUCUUAUGGCUUCUCCAGGCAUGGGUAUUCCCCCUUUCAUAAUGAAUUCUUUGGAAAAGAAGGCAUUUUUAAAGAGGUUCCCAUGGAUGAGCGCCCCCAUUCAAGUAGGCUUAGUUGGCUUCUGUUUGGUGUUUGCAACGCCUCUGUGCUGCGCAUUGUUUCCACAAAAAAGUUCCAUGUCUGUAACACAUCUGGAGCCAGAAUUACAAGCCAAGAUUCAAGAGAUCAACCCUGAAUUAGACCACGUGUAUUUUAACAAAGGAUUGUGAGUUUGUAAAAGACAGUACAUCUAGCAAUGAUGAUUGGGUCGACCUUAUUUGAUCAUGAAAACUCUCAUAAAGACAAUCCAGUUCUGAUAUGUUC
Molecule: messenger RNA, 1265 nt
Organism: Pogona vitticeps (central bearded dragon)
Lineage: Eukaryota; Metazoa; Chordata; Lepidosauria; Squamata; Agamidae
Gene: SFXN1
Product: sideroflexin 1
Biological process (GO): monoatomic ion transport; serine import into mitochondrion
Cellular component (GO): mitochondrial inner membrane
Molecular function (GO): monoatomic ion transmembrane transporter activity
Source: RefSeq, a predicted model, not a curated record